This is a messenger RNA of Trichophyton benhamiae CBS 112371, 348 nucleotides long. RefSeq lists its product as uncharacterized. Lineage: Eukaryota; Fungi; Ascomycota; Eurotiomycetes; Onygenales; Arthrodermataceae. The coding region runs from base 1 to 348 and encodes 115 amino acids. The transcript is spliced from 2 exons. Gene Ontology annotation, molecular function: heme binding; iron ion binding; oxidoreductase activity, acting on paired donors, with incorporation or reduction of molecular oxygen. The record is from RefSeq and is a predicted model, not a curated record.
AUGUCUUCUGUGAUCAUGCAUCAUAGCGAAGAAAUAUUCCCCGACUCGUAUAACUUCGUCCCCGAACGGUGGCUUGACCUUCAAGAGCGGAAAUAUCUGGAAAAGUAUAUGGUCUCCUUUAGCUCCGGAUCUAGGAGAUGUCUUGGGAUGAAUCUUGCAAGGGCAGAAAUAUUCAUUGCUGCCAGCACAAUAUUCCGACGAUUUGACUUUGAAAUGUGUGACACCACACUGGAUGAUAUCCAAAUCCACCACGACCUAUUCAUUCCCCGGCCGAAGAACCUGAAGACCAUUGGUGUCCAGGCAAGGUUGAAGGGUAAGCUAGUGGCCAGCAAGAUUAGUGGGAAGUGA